Messenger RNA from Mercurialis annua (annual mercury), 528 nucleotides. RefSeq lists its product as uncharacterized. Lineage: Eukaryota; Viridiplantae; Streptophyta; Magnoliopsida; Malpighiales; Euphorbiaceae. Gene Ontology annotation, molecular function: zinc ion binding. The transcript is spliced from 2 exons. The record is from RefSeq and is a predicted model, not a curated record. The coding region runs from base 1 to 528 and encodes 175 amino acids.
AUGGAAGGACAAGCUAAACAAGUUGUGUGCGACUGUGGAAUUCCAUGCCGUAUGCAGAUUUCCUCCACCGAACGAAAUCCAGGACGGAGAUUUUACGGCUGUUCGAAGAGAAAUAAUCAAUGCGAUUUUUUUGCGUGGGUGGAUAACGACAUGGCCUAUCAGAUGACGAUGGUCAGGAAUUUGAAAAGUGAGGUUAAUGGCAUGACUGAAGAACGCAACAAAGCUCUACUGGAACUAGUUCAUGCCCAUACUCAGGUGGCGGCUAAAACUGACGAACUGGAGCAACUUAAUGAGGCCUUCGAGGGAUUGAAGGAGUCCAUUGAGAUGUACCACGAAGAAAAUGUGCUUAUGAUCCAGGAUAGUGGUCUGCAACUUAUGGAGAUAAACACUCUGAAGAAACACGUCAAGCUGAUGGAAGUCAAGUGCUCAGACAUGGAGAGGAAAAACAAGAUCAUGAGGCUUGGUUUUUUUGUGGCAUUUACAAUUGCCGGUUGCAGUUUAUCCGUUGCUUGUUUGAAGAAAAAAUGA